AUGCCCAUUCCGCGCAUUUAUGCAUAUUCUUCGGAUCCACUCAAUCCAGUAGGUGCUGAGUACAUCAUUGAAGAGAGGCAGAAGGAAAACCACUGGGGACUCGUCGAGAUCGAAACAAAGCUAACCUCGAUAUCCUUUUGGAAACAUGGCUGCAUCUACUACAGGAAGGAUUUGGAAGAGAGGAAAGUCAAGUCAUAUGAUUUAGACGCCAAGUCUUUAUCAUCUGGCGACUUCUUGAAAGGAAACCCCCUAGAGGAGUUUGCGUUCGGGCCCUUAACUGAAGCAAGACUUUGGGGAGGCGAAAAAGCUGCGAUGAAGUUAGAUCGAGGUCCAUGGAGCACUCCAUUGUCCUACUUAGCAGCGAUAGGGAUUAACGAGAUACUGUGGACAGAGUCGUACGCGAAACCGCGCAUAAAUCCUUACCGAUCGCUUGAGAGGCUCGAAACUCCUGUUGAGUACAUCUCACUGUUGGAGCGAUAUCUUAAGCUUGUUCCCCUUUUGUCACCGGGCCCCGUCCCAACGUCACUUUCCCAUCCGGACCUUCAUCUCGACAAUGUGUUUGUCAACCCAGACACGAAGCAAAUAACUUGCAUCAUCGAUUGGCAGUCAGUCUCGGUGUCUGAGCCAUUCUUCCAAGAGAAAGUACCGCGUUUACUUCUUCCGGUUCAAUCUAACGUCCCUGACAAACCAGUAAAAGCCACACGAGAAGGGUCUAGAGCAACCGACUCUGCAAACAGGACUGCACUUCUCCUCAGCCACUACCAAGAACUUACGCGGGUUGACAACAAGCAACGAUGCGCCUCAAUGGCUUUGCAAAAUCGCUCUUACCUAACCAAGCCCAGCUCAAUUCUCUGUGGCGCCUGGGACAGGAACGAUGUGAUAUCUUUCCGCCACGCCUUAAUACACAUAGCUGCUCAAUGUAAAGACAUUGCGCCAGCGGAUGUAUCUUGUCCCAUCCAGUUCACGGAGGAGGAGCUACAGCUUCACCACGAUGAAAUGGAGCUUGUAGAAGGUCUCGGAGAAGUUCUGCACCAGCUUCAAGACGAUAACCUGAUCCCACUAGGCGGCAUGGUACUUCGCGAAUAUUACGAGCAGGCUUUGCACAUCAAUAAUUCCGUCAAGGAGAUGUUUCUAGACAUGGCUGAUUCUGAGUCGCAGAGGAAUUUAUACUCACGAAUAUGGCCAUACCAAGACUAG
Molecule: messenger RNA, 1197 nt
Organism: Cucurbitaria berberidis CBS 394.84
Lineage: Eukaryota; Fungi; Ascomycota; Dothideomycetes; Pleosporales; Cucurbitariaceae
Exons: 3
Coding region: 1-1197 (398 amino acids)
Cellular component (GO): mitochondrion
Source: RefSeq, a predicted model, not a curated record